Molecule: messenger RNA, 975 nt
Organism: Microsporum canis CBS 113480
Lineage: Eukaryota; Fungi; Ascomycota; Eurotiomycetes; Onygenales; Arthrodermataceae
Exons: 2
Coding region: 1-975 (324 amino acids)
Source: RefSeq, a predicted model, not a curated record
AUGGAUAAACCCUUUGGCAAGUUCAUCCGGUCGAAACUAUUUACCUUCCACAUUGGACCCGAAAAGGUUCCUUUCGUGGUAAAUUCCGAGGCCAUAGCGAAACAAUCUUCUGCUCUCGGUGCUCUGGUCAAUAGCAACAUGAUGGAGGCUCACUCCAGGACUGUAGCAUGGCCAGAUGUGGACGAAGAUACCUUUGUUCGGUUCUGUGAAUUCUGCUAUUUGGACGACUAUUCUCCGCCUAGUUGUGCGUGUGAUAUCAAGCAGCCGGUUGAAACUGGUGAGACUGAAGCUUCGCCGGCUGCUGCCCUAAUGAUACCAAAGCCAGAGCCAGAACUAGAGAUAGCUUUGUCUAGUACUGGUAGAUCAAAGAAGGGGAAAAAAAAGUCUGGCUCUCAGAAAGCCCCGCCUCUUGAUGAUUGGACACAGUUUUUUGAAGAGGAGAAAAUGUCCGAUAAUCUCCCGAGAGACGAAGACUACCCGUUUCCUGAAAUGAAAGGAAAGGAGCUCGACAAUCUCCUGAGAGACAAGGACUACCCGCUCCCCGAAAGAUGCUCACGGUUCACCGAACAAUUCAAACCUUUCUCCAAUGUCACUGAAGAUCAAGACUUUAGCCCCGUUUUCCUUGGGCAUGCUCGACUAUACGUGAUAGCGGACAAAUACUGCAUCGAGACCUUGAAAGAUCUAGUGCUGUACAAGCUCUACACGACGCUAAAGGGCUUUACCCUCUUCAAGAAACGGAUUGGAGACCUCAUCAAGCUGAUCAGAUUUAUAUACCACGACGGCAACACACGGGGACAGACCAAGGUGCUAGAUCCCCUGAGGAAGUUGGUGACACUCUACGCAGCAACUAAGCUCAACGACAUCGCUUUAGAUGCGCUGUUUCUUGAAAUCCUCGAGGAUGGAGGCGAAUUCGUUGUUGAUUUCUGGAAGCUGAAUUGGCAAAAGCGAGCCCGGCUGCCCUGGGCUGGCUUGUAG